Procambarus clarkii (red swamp crayfish) is the source of this 7160-nucleotide messenger RNA. Lineage: Eukaryota; Metazoa; Arthropoda; Malacostraca; Decapoda; Cambaridae. The record is from RefSeq and is a predicted model, not a curated record.
AGUGGACUUACCUGGCACAGGAGUGGGGCUGAGGUCACAUCAGGAGUACUCAGCGUUGAGAGAUUCAUCACUUGCAGUCACCUGCCACAGGGUAACGUAACCCAAAUUGAUCCUGGCAAUUACUAUGUCACACUCUGGCAAAAGUUGCCUUACUGAAUGAUUGGUCUGGUGAAUUGAUUUGCUUGGAUGACUGCUUAACUGGUUCUUUGGUUGAGUGAAUGACGCAGUGGCUGGUCGAAUGAGUGGCUAACGGAUUGGUUGAUUUUGUUUAGUAAUAUAUAAUUACAAAACUCAAAACUGAACUACCUAAUGAUUGAUUGACCUAUUGGUAGAGUAAAUCGAAGAUAGUGACUAGGUUACCCGUUAAUUUACCUAUUGGUUAACUAAUUAACUCCUUAACCGAUUGAUCGGUAAUCCAUAUGACUCUAGUAGGUUUACUAAGCGACAAAUUGAUGAAGUGGGGCUUUGGUGAUGACUGCUUUUUAAAAACAUGGAAAUUGACGAAGUUGACCACAGGUGACGGAAGGAAGGUAAACACUGGAGUAUCGCUUAGUUGAAUGAAUGUUCGAAUAUCGCAUAUUUGUGACGUCGGAACGUUUAAACAUCUAAACGUCGAGACGUUGGAACAUUGCUACCUUCAGGCGUCAUAAUUUGAAACCUUGGUAACACAGCAACUGGAACAUCGAGGUAUUGAAACAUUGAGCCACAGGCUUGGAGAAGUGAAGCCUGAAGCAUCGAGGGGGCAGCAGUAUAGGAGGAUGAGCGGAACAGGAGAGGAGGACGAGGGGGCGAAGAGCCCCGGUUCCCGCAGCCCCCCUGUGGACGUUUCUGGCCUUAAGGAAAACCAACAGCCCAAGCAGCAGGGAGGAGUGGCAGAGGUAGAGGGCCGGCGGUGGUCAGGUCCCGCAGGUGGCGGCGGCGGCGGCAUCCUUAGGCUCGAUCCAGCCAAGCCUCGCCGGGCCUCAGCCGCCUCCGUAGACUUCAAGGCUGACAAGGAUGACCCCGCCUCGCCGUGUCCCAGCGACCGUCUGAGUGUCACCUGGGCUGAUGGUGAGAGAUCAGUGUCCAGCGACGCGGUGUCCCUGGUCCCGCGGGGUCCCAUGUCUCCCGACCCGCCCCCCGUCAUCACACUUCCCCCGGCGUGUGGGACCUCCCUGGAAGAGCCGCCCGUCGAGGAUGACUUCAACGCCAGCAUCUCUGCCAUCCUCAAGCGCUCUAACUCUAAAGGCUCCAGACGAGGCUCUAAGAAAAAGAAAAAGAUUCGCAGGACCUCCACCAUGACUACUAGCUCCGGAGAGACGGUGGUGGAGGUGGAGGAGUCGACUGCGGACGAGGUGGCGGAGACCCUCCGGAUCCAUAAGGAGGUGCUGGCCGGCGUCAACCAACAACCAUGGCCGAUCGCCAGGAAACUACGGCUGGCACGGUCAGCAAGAGAGUAUAUUCAGCGGCACGAGGGCGAGCUGGAGGAACGUCUGGCCCAGAGCUCCAGCACCAAAGAUGUCCUCCUCAGACACUUCAUACGCGUCAGGAGGGUGGCGCGAGCGGGGGUACGGGCCGUGUACCUUUGGGUGGCGGGGCUGGAGCCAUGGCAGGGACGCAUCAAGACCAUAGAGUCCCACUUCGGGUCUGCCGUGGCCUCCUACUUCACCUUCCUCCGGUGGGUGCUUGGCCUCAACGUCGCCCUCACUGCUCUCUUCGCCGCCUUUGUCAUCAUCCCCGAGUUCCUGGCCUCGGAGCGUUCGGCGGCUGGAGAGCGCAAGAGCAUUCUGAGAGAGGACCGGGUCAGAGCAUACGACUUCAAGGUAAUGUGGGACUUCGAGGGCGUCCUCCGGUACUCCCCGGUUUUCUAUGGCUACUACAGCAAGAUCCCCACCACCAGAGAAGGUUACAGGCUCCCUCUCGCCUACUUCCUCACUUCCCUUGCCGUCUAUGCUUACAGCUUCAUCGCCAUACUGAGGAAAAUGGCAGCCAACUCGCGCAUGUCGAAGCUGGCGGAGGACGAGGAGUGUACCUUCGCUUGGCGUCUCCUGGCGGGUUGGGACUUCACCAUCGGCAACCUGGAGGCGGCACAGAACAAAGUGGCCGCUAUCAACACCGGCUUCCGGGAAUCUCUGCUCGAAGCUAAGGAGCUCGAGAAGGAAGAGAAGAGCUGGAAGCUCCGUGUACGGCGGGUAUUGGCUCACCUGAUAGUACUCCUGCUGAUCAUGGGCAGCGCCUACGCCGUGGUGCUCCUAGUCAAACGCUCUGAAGACGUCGACGGGUCCUCCUCCUGGUACCGGCAGAACGAACUCACCAUCACCCUCACCCUCAUCUCCAUGGUCUACCCCAAUAUCUUCGACGUGGUGGGACUCCUGGAGGUGCGCCACCCGAGGAACCAGCUUCAGUGGCAGCUGGGCCGUAUCAUGGCUCUCAAUCUCCUCAACCUUUACACACUCAUCUUCGCCCUCUUCUCAAAGGUCGACGACAUGACGACAGAGUUGGGGGAGCUGAAGACCAAUCUAACAGAGACUUACAGCAUAUCGACCACGCUAGAUUUCACCAUGGGCUUCUCCCAAACUACACCGCUCCUCACAGAUGACCCACGCUCGUCCUGGUUCUCUUACAUAGACUCUACGGAUGCCUCUAACCUGCCUAAUGCCUUAAGUAUGUCCAUGCAUGAUGUAUUAAAUGCCUCGCUACCAGGCAUAAAUAACUCUUUAGUGGACCUGCUGACCACAGCCUCCUGGUCUCUGCCACCUGCGUCGCCAGACCCAGCCACCCUGACUGCAGCGGGAGGGCAGCACUUGAGCCACGGCGCCACCCUGGCCACGUCACUACUGGCUGCUGCCGCCUUCACAGGUAUACCGCUGUCAAAGAGCGAUCCCAGGCUGAAGGAGCCUCUUCCACCUCACUGUCAUCUGGUGCCACAUCCUUGCCUCAUGGUACCCUCCAUAUCGGACGUCACUACACCCACUCCUACGGAGGCCACAGUAGCGCCAACAACCACCUCGAAAGUUAACACUGGAGUUACUCCGCUGACCACACCGACGACAUUGGAUUAUGAAGACUGGCUCAGAGCUGCCUAUGACAAAGUAACUGAGGAUCCAGCCCCUGAUGACGAGGGAGCAAUUUAUAUUUAUGACGACGACAACAUCACUACAAAUCCCACAACGGUGCUACUACCUGGUAACACCACCACCUUGCUGGAUUCGCCAAGGGGCACCAUCACCACCACCUUGCCGGAUUCAUCAUGGGGUACCACCACCACCUUGCCGGAUUCACCACGGGGCACCAUCACCAUCUUGCCGGAUUCACCACGGGGCACCACCACCAUCUUGCCGGAUUCACCACGGAGCACCACCACCACCUCGCUAGAUUCACCACGGGGCUCCAUCACCACCUCGCAGGAUUCACCACAAAGGGGCGUCACCACCUCGGCAGAAUCAUCAUGGACAACUACAAUUGAGACUCGUCUAGGUAAUGAGAGCUACCUCAAUAGUGAGACCCUUAAUGGAACAGAUCUCUUGCUAAACUCCUUGCAUCUAGAAGAAACGUUAGAUUCCAACAUUACGUCGAAAGACUUUAGCGGAAAUGAUGCAACAGCAUACGCUUCCAAAAAGCCUUUCGAAAGCACAGAGUCGGUUUUAACAGAAAUCUCUGCGCCUCUACUUCUAGACGAAACAGCAACACCGGAUUCUGUCAGUCGAGAAAUAUUUUCUCCAGGUGAUCCUAUUGAUCAUGCAGAAUCAUUGCCUUUAACGUCUGAAAGAAAUGGUAAUUCAAAUGAGGCGCUCGAGCAUCUCUUAAGAGCCAUUCCUGGCAUUCCUGCAAGAUUUAACACACUUUUUCUAGAUUAUGCCAGUGAGAAUGGGGCAGGCCAAUCAGAUGAGACCAUAAACAAACAUUCACUUGAUACAAAUGAUUCUCCAGUAAGAAGAAUGAAACGGGAAAUACUUAAGCCUUACCCAAAGAAACGCGAGAUGGCUAAAGAGGUGAAUGAAAAAAAACGUACAAGACUUAAAAAAAAUCGAGACUUCAAUAAUCAAGGUGAAAACAGAGAGAUUAGAGUUGUGGAUCGAAGAUCUCGAGACCUAUACAAAAUAAGUCGUGGCAUCAAUGGAAAGACUCAAGAACAAGGAGGCAAGAACCGUGUGAAGAGAGUCAUCAACGAUUAUGAGGGCUUGAGUAUUCAUGAUCUGCUUGAUUCCCCAAGAUUCAAACUAGAAACAGAUGGCAGCAUCGAUUUUGAACCACAUUUUGGGGAAGAAAACAAAAGUUUUGAGAUGAAAAAUGAAGCUUUAAAGACUGAAGCAGUGAAUGAUUUAAAUGUGAGGGAGAGUGUGGAAGCAGAUCAAUAUAGUUCCGUGGUACCUGGUGAUCAUCUCGCUUUGACUACCCAUGAUCGAGCCAGCUAUUGGGACACAAUGUUAAAAAAUCUGAAUGCUGAAAACGGAAAUGCAUCGGAAUCGCUGACGUAUGAAGACGGAGCAGCGACACGGUGGUCGACGGAGCACUCAACGCGACCAGCCACUUGGAGGAUGGCAGAGAUGGGUGAACCCUGGAGCUUGACUUCUGAACCUGAAGACGAUGAUUGUUAUAUUAUAGUGUGUGAUGCGCCAACAGAAGACACCACUUUAAGAUCCACUCAGAUCUCUAGGACGGCCCCUACUUCACCAGUAUAUACGUCGAGUGCUACUGCACCACUGACUUCAGUAACGCCUACAUCACCUGCACCCACUGAAGCCUCAGAGGCAACAGUCACUGCUACAGAUUUCGUUUCAUCGAUAUCCGGGUCCGAGGCUUCGCCACCGCCAUUGAUGGGCCCCGAGUCGCAACACUUCCUGGUACAGCCCAUGAAAAACAACCCGGAGAAGUGGGCGCCUCUGCUGCCGAGCAAGAUGCGCCAGCGGCUUAGGAAGCUGUGCUGGGAGACCAUGUUUGGCCAGGAAAUAAUUAAGCUCACUGUUAUGGACAUGGUAGUAACAGUUGUUACCAUUGUGAUCGGGGACUACAUCCGGGCGGUGAUUGUGCGCGUCUUCAACAACUGCUGUUGCUGGGACCUGGAGAAGCAGUUCCCUGGCUACCCGGAUUUCAAGAUAGCCGAGAACAUUCUCCAUCUCGUCAACAAUCAAGGCAUGGUCUGGAUGGGAAUGUUUUUUUCGCCUGGGCUGCCGGCGCUCAACACGUUUAAGCUGGUGGUGUUGCUGUACGUGCGCUCGUGGGCGGUCGUCACCUCCAACGUCCCACCGGAGACAGUCUUCAAGGCCUCCAACAAUAACAACUUCUACCUCCUCUUCCUCCUCACUAUGCUCUUCCUUUGUACCCUCCCUGUUGGGUAUGCGGUGGUGUGGCUGGAACCAUCGUGGCAUUGUGGGCCUUUCAGUGACUAUCCCAGGAUCUACCAGCUGGCAACCUCCACACUGAUUGGAGGCCUCCCAACCUCCCUCUACCCUGUAGUUGACUACAUCUCCUCUCCUGGUGUGGUCAUUCCAGCUGGCCUCCUCCUUGUCCUGAUAAUCUACUAUCUAUUAUCCCUGACAGCAGCCCUCAGGGAGGCCAACAGCGACCUCAGGGAUCAGCUUCGCCAUGAGAGGUCAGCGGAGAAGCGCAAGGCCCUGGAUGCUCGCUCUGGCAUUAAGGGACGCCCUGAAACUCCAACCACUAGGUGGGGCCGGGUGGUGCCACUGACACCCAUGCCACGGGCACGCCUUGAUGCUACCAGUGAUCCUGAGAAGCCAAUUGACAAGAAAUCUAGUCUAACUGGAGACAUUGGCCCAUUGGUCCCCCUCCCUUCCUCUCCCAGGGGCAAGGAUGAUGGGUCCUGGCCUGAUGAUGGCACUGAUCUGGGACAGUCUGAGGUGUUCGAUGACUCCCUCUCAGAGCCUCGUAGAGCGGGGAAGGACACGCCAACCAUAGACAGCGGAGAUACGGUCAUGCCAAAACAAGAGGCCAGGCGGCAUGAUAAACGGAAGGAAGUGGAAAAAGAAAGAGGUACAGAAUCUGCUCCAAGAAGUCCUUAUUCCAGACCAAAGAACAGGCGCAAUUCCUCCUCGCAUGGAAUUAAAGAUGAAGAUGAAAUAAGUUUAUCCAAGAUACAAAGAGGGCGGCACCGAAGCUCUGGAAGCCAGCACAAGUCCACUAGAAUGUCACAAAAAAGGAAAGAGUCUGAUGACAGCGGUCACCGAGACUCGUCAACCUCGGUUAAAGCUGGUCAUAGACAAAGCAUCGACUCGCCAAAGGAAAGGAGAAAAGGAUCCGGACCUCAGACAGAUAAAUUGAAGCACAAUAUGCCACAGGAAUGUGUCCAGGAGCUGAACAAGGUUCUGCAGAACAAAGAAUUAAAACAAGGAAGAUCCACAAGACUUGUAAACAAGGUUGACCCACAAAAAACUGCAGAACCUGACACGCCAACAAAAGUUAUCCCACCAGAUUAUCACCGCCGUGAAUCUUCUAUACUGAAGAUAGAUGACUUCCGUAGGAAUUCUCAAGGCAAGAACAAUCGACCCCAAAAUGGUACACAGCCAGGACACCAGCGAAGCAGUUCCGAGGAUUCUCAGAGUAUGCAGACUAUACCCAUUAUCAAGAUUAGCAAGGAGGAUAGUGUGGAGAGAUCUCUACAACAAGCUAAGUUGGAGAGGCAGGAAAAGAUGCAAGAAGACCCAUGCACUACGAGUGACCAACAAUCGCUGAACAACAAAGACACUGUAUCUUUCUUUCCAGCUGAAAGAAUGGGUGAAGAAUUGGUAAAAAUGAAAAAUAACCAGCCAAAGAUAUCUCGACAAAAGCAUUCAAAGACCAAGUCUGUACCAAAAGAAACUGACUUGGAUGAUCCUUACAUUUUGGAUUAUGGUGAUCCAAACCAGACUUCUGACACUGCUGCCCUGCUGGGAAAUGGCAAAAUGUACAAGGAAAAUGUUAAACAAAAGGCAGCAACGGAAGUUGCUCUAAGUUCAGGGACUCUCAGUUCAGACGAGGACGCGACACUCUUAGAUUAGUGAUGAUAGCUGUCCAAGAUCUAAAUUUUAAAUUUAUUUAAAUGUUUAAUAGAUUCGGUAAAUGGUCAGGACCUAUUAGAAAUGUCUGAAGUUAGUGGUUAGGGUGUGUGUAUAUGUAUGUAUGUGUGUAUUACACACACACACACAGGUAUAUGACAUACAACAAUCAUUCAUUAAUGUUGGUGU